AUUCAGCUAAUAAAGUAGAUUUCAGUCAACGAUCCUUCCAGCCGUAGUUAUUAACAAUUGCUUAAGGAACAUAAUAAUUUGAACUGCUAAUCCAUCAAAAGAACACGAGGGAUCAAGGCCUCCCAUUUGCUGUCCGUCUGCGUACUAAUUUCUCGAAUCCUCCUCCGCGAAGAAGAAGAAGAGAAGAAGAAGAAGAGGACGGUUGAGUUGAGGAAUAGCUAUGUGGAAGAAGAGUUACUUAGCGAUGAUGAUCGACGGAGGAAGCAGCAGCUUCGGCAGCGAAUUAAUCGCUUCCGAUUUCAAAGAGCUGACUGCGGCGGCAAAGAAGCUCGCCAUUCAUGUUGGCAUCGUCGCUGGUUUCGGAACCUCUUUCCUCGAGUGUCUCUCUGCUAUUGCUGCCAUCUAUCUGCUCGUAUUGGAUCGAACGAAUUGGAAGACAAACAUUCUCACUGGGCUACUCAUUCCUUACAUCUUCUUCACCCUCCCUUCCUUCCUCUUCAGCUUCAUACGAGGCGAGUUUGGGAAAUGGGUUGCAAUCAUGACACUUCUACUCCGCCUUCUCUUCCCCAGCCGAUUCCCAGAUUGGCUUGACAUGUCGGGUUCUCUGGUUCUGCUAAUUGUGGUGGCGCCUAGUUUCUUCGCUUCAACACUGAGGGACAACUGGAUUGGAAUGGCGAUAUGUAUGCUCAUUGCUUGCUACCUGCUGCAAGAACACAUUAGAGCAUCUGGUGGGUUCAGAAACUCAUUCACCAAGGCCAAUGGUAUUUCCAACACCGUCGGGAUAAUCCUCCUCUUCUUUUAUCCUGCCUGGGCUUUGUGAUGCCUGUAUGCCUACAAGCAAUUGCCAUAUUUAUCGCGUAGUUUCCAUUAAUCGAUUAGAGUUAGAUAAACUCUUAAAAUUUCAUUAGACCGUUAUUACGCGAAGCAUAAACCUAAAAUUAAUAGUUCUUCUUUGUAGCUGAUAAGCCCACGAAUCAAUGAACUCAGCCCAACUGACGUUCAGCUUGUGAGCCCCAGUCCUAUUCGCGCUAACGGGAUUUCGUGUAGCCCAACCAUUGUCCAAGCUGACCGUUGCCAGGAUAGGAGUAGUCUUUGGGUUUUGUUUUAGGUUGAAAGGGUAUUCCCUACUGAUUAGGAGUAGUAGUUGCUGGUUGUUUUGGUUGGAAUAAAGUCCCUCCACCUUA
Messenger RNA from Linum trigynum, 1184 nucleotides. The record is from the annotation of a GenBank genome assembly. Lineage: Eukaryota; Viridiplantae; Streptophyta; Magnoliopsida; Malpighiales; Linaceae.